UUUCGUUCUUCGUAUCAGUUCUACUCAAAGUCAUCCAACAAGUUAACAUGAACAACAGUUUGCCAUUGAUCGUAAUUAUAAUUUGCAUGUGUGCGGAUUUGUGCAAAUGCCACAGUACUGAAACGGGAAUGAACAAUGCGUCCCAAAUUCUGCAAAAGUUUUUAAGUUCGUGUUCGCACAAAAAGCAAUUCGGAAAAUGUUUGAAAAUUCAAGCACUAAAAGUGACCGAACGUGCGUUGAAUUUAAAGGCCCUGAAUGUGAUGGAUGGAGUGAAAAUUGUUGGUAACAAUCGGCUUGGGAAAAGCAUCAGUCAGUCGAAUUUGAAUGAAACGAAAUUGGAAAUGUUGACUCAUAGUGAUCUGGACGAUCUAUUAGGAGACCGGACAUCUAGAUUUUUCAAUACUCACAAAAUAGAAGUGAAUAUCCCCAAAUUAAUCGAACAAACUGGACGGAGUUGGUCUGGUCAAGCCCGCGGAAAAGGCGGAGGAAGUGAUGGUAAAGACAAAGGAGGAGGCAAUGGAGCACUUCUAGCCGCAUUAGCCAUUAAAGGCAGUUUCCUGGCUAUGGCCUAUCAAGGCAUUGCAGUUAUGUCGGGCACAGCAAUUAUUAUAGGAAAAAUGGCUCUAGUUCUAACCGCUAUUUUGGGCCUCAAAAAGUUAGUGUCAGGAAAUCAGGAAAAGACCACUUUUGAAAUUAUCAAAACCCCCAAAUACACAGAAGAGCACGUGCACACAUCGACCUAUGAAGACGAUUAUCACGACAAUUACAGAAGAAACUACUUGGACAAUGGCGAAAUCCAGAAGAGGAUCUUCAGAUUUCGUCUUCCUCCCCAUUAAAAAUUUUAUCUGAAUUUGCAUUGUAAGGAAAUGUUUUGUAACCCUUAUAUAAAGAGGAUUGGGAGUGA
Messenger RNA from Dendroctonus ponderosae (mountain pine beetle), 904 nucleotides. RefSeq lists its product as uncharacterized. Lineage: Eukaryota; Metazoa; Arthropoda; Insecta; Coleoptera; Curculionidae. The transcript has 3 exons. The record is from RefSeq and is a predicted model, not a curated record. Bases 48 to 836 code for a protein of 262 amino acids.